AUGGUGGCUCCACGGAACACCGCCUAUGCUGAGGAGAGCGCCGAGGUCGAGGUGCUCUACGCCAACCUCGAGAAGCUUAAUCGACUCACCAAAAAGAUCCAGGGAUCUAUGGUACGACUGGAAACAGGUGGCAAGGUUGUAAAGGAAGCUAUUGGUCCUAUCUACAGCAACACCCAAUCUCUGCAAAUCACCAACAGCAACAUUGACAAGGUGAACGAUGCGAUCGAUCGCUUGCGCCAGCCUCUCGAUGCGAAGAACCGUGAAGAUGGUAUCAUUCGCGCAGGCCCGCAGAGUUCCGGCCUCACGCAAUAUCUCUCCGCGAUGAAACGUGUUGAAAAGGCGCUGGUCGACCUCAACACGACGAACCUGCGAUCAAACCAAAAAGCAAUGGCCGAUUUCAACUCUCUAUUAAACAUCGGAAGUUUAAAGCUACAAGACACAUUGCGGGCGGAAUUAAGCCAGCACGCCACUCCUAUCGAACCUUUGCACUAUCUUACCAAAGACCUCUCAUUCCCGUCCCUCCCCGAAGAAACAAUCAAUCACCUGGCACCGCUGUGCGCGGCAGUCGGUUCGGCUUCCGUCUAUGGACCUCAGCGCAGCAAAGGCGAGAACCCCGCGUUGAAAGUAUACGCCGAGGUACGAGGGCCUUAUAUCACAGCCAGCUUGCAGAACCUUGCGAUUGCCUCCAUGAAUACCGUCAAGCGUAGACCCACAGAUGGCCCUUACAAACAAGGUACCAAUGGUAUUGGUCUCUACUCGAAUGCACUGGAGGCCUUUAUUACCACCGAGCAUGGUAUCAUUGUACAGUUGUUCAGUGGAGACCAGCAGGGCCUGGCACUACAGGCCACGUUCCUGGGUGCCAUGGGCGAAUAUUCCAAAACCCUGCGCGAGCUCAAUCAGUACAUCAAGGCCAACCUUAUGACAGACUGUUUCCUUGCCUUUGAGAUUAUCGAAAUUGUGACUGCCAUGUCCUAUCGAAUUGACUCCAAGGCUGCAGAGCUGAAGAGUCUUUUGAUAGAAGCUCUCCGGCCUGUGCGCGAGACUGCCAAGUCUUCACUCUCUGAGUUACUCGAGGAAACCAAGCGCAAGGCUGCUAGUGUCCCACUUCCGCCAGACGGUGGGUCAGUGCCUCUUGUCGAGGAAGUGAUGAGUUCACUGGCCACAUUGACGCACUAUUCGGGUCCAUUGGCUUCGAUCCUGACAUCCUUGGGUGAUGGAAAUUGGCGUGCCAAGUCCAACGCUGCCGGCUCUGCUCCACUGGACGUAGGCCCGGAUAGCGCCACCCUCCUCUCACAUUUCAUAUUGGACAUGCUCGAAGCCUUGAUGACUUCUCUAGAAGCUCGUGGUCGCGCAUUCCACCGAUCAAAGGCAGCACUGGGUGUUUUCCUUUCCAAUGUCUUCUGCAUCGUGGACCGAUCGAUUCGGCAAAGCCCAGAACUAGCGCGCUACCUCGGCUCCCCCGAUAGCAUCGCCAGGAUUGACACAUUCCGCAAGCGCGCAACGUCCACCUACCUGGAUGCAUGGAAAGAAACCUCGCAAUACCUCCUCGAUGUGCAAUACACUUCUCGUGGAGCGCAGCGCAAUUCCGGCGGCAAUGUGGACUCCAGUGCCAUUGUCAAGUCUCUUUCGUCUAAAGACAGAGAUGCAAUCAAGGACAAAUUCAAGUCCUUCAAUGCCAGCUUUGACGAGAUGGUUUCUCGUCACAAGACUCUCCAUAUGGAGCGGGAAGUGCGCACUGUGCUUUCUCGGGAGCUGCAGACUGUCCUUGAGCCUUUGUAUGCUCGAUUUUAUGAUCGAUAUCACGAAAUCGACAAAGGACGUGGCAAGUACAUUAAGUAUGAUAAGGCGAGCUUGUCAGUACAGCUGGCCCAGCUGGCCUAG
Messenger RNA from Penicillium salamii, 1881 nucleotides. Lineage: Eukaryota; Fungi; Ascomycota; Eurotiomycetes; Eurotiales; Aspergillaceae. The record is from the annotation of a GenBank genome assembly.